Messenger RNA from Linum trigynum, 1912 nucleotides. The record is from the annotation of a GenBank genome assembly. Lineage: Eukaryota; Viridiplantae; Streptophyta; Magnoliopsida; Malpighiales; Linaceae.
UACUGGCCGUUAAUAAUGAUAACCAAUGACUCCACGAAAUUUAACGUGAUUCAGUCGGUAUAAGUUUAGAUCAACGGAGAGUUGUUAGUUUCUGAUCAUCAAUCGUAUGAUUUCUACAAUGCAACUAUCCCUUUUCUCGAAACCUUAUCGUUUGUAUACAUUGUUGUUUGCAACGUAAACAACUCCUCUUAUGGACCGAAGAAGAACGAAAUUGAAAGGCGAAACUUGCACAGUGAAGGAAUCAAAGAGUUGGUGAUUGGUGGAAACAUACGAACAUCAAAUCGUUUGGCUCGAAUGAUAUGACAUGCAAAGUGACAAUCAUGAAUCGAAUGUUUUUGUGCGAGAGCGAGAAGACACGUGAUCCGAGAGCAGCAGCAAGGUUGUUAGACCAGAGUGUGUUAGUGGGGUGGGUGGGGGGGGGGGGGGGGCUGAAAGAGGAUGAUGAAUUCCAGCGAGACCAUCCCGAAUACCAUAAGCGGUGAUGCAAUAUCCGACUUCAAUACUAAAAAUUGGUGAUGACACGUUGCUCCUAAAACUUUUCCGGUGAUGGGAAUAGAACCAAUAUGUAAAAUUGCUGAGUGACAAGUAAGUAAAUGUUAAGCUAUUGUUAAUCAAUUCCUUGUCAAUCUAGUUAGGUAAAUUGUUAACCGUAGAUAUUGCAUUUGUCAUCCAAAUAUAACAAUUCUGUGUUGUAGCCAUCAUUUGGAAAAGUUGAUUUAUUUAGAUUUUAAAAAUAGCAAAUAAGUGCCAAAAUAUUUCGUACCAACCCAUCUGAAAAAGCCAUUGAUGAAGAUCAAAACCGUGUUAUUGUGCCAGAUGCAUGGACUCGUUCAACAAAACUGAAAGGUCGACGUCAAAUCCUGGUCAACGUCGACAACUGAUAUGUUUGGUCCCAACACCUAAUGUCCGUCUCCGUCCAAUCCAUUCUGCAUAAGGAAAUAAACAACCCUACAGCUGAAGGUCACUGACCUUACCCAUAAGGCCAUAAUCGAUUGAUUGUUUCCUUCUUUAAUCACAACGUUGUGGCUCGAUCAUAAUUUCCAGAACGAAAUUCACUUCGUGGUUAGUCGUUUUACAGGACGAAUUGACUCAACCAGAGUACACGUUCAAAACAGGUAGACCAGACAGAAACCAGAAAAAAAUGGGCACCAAGCUUUGAUCCUGUCAAACCGCGGGGGGAAAUGGGAACAGUUAGCGAGAUUUGAUUGAUUGGAAACUUUCAUUUUUGUGACUUAGAACUAACAAACAAAAACCAGAACCAAAAAGGCAGGCAGCCAAAGUUCUCAAUUCAUGUACGCAAUGUCCCCAGCCAAACUAAACUCUUAUUCAUAUGAAUGAACCCACCAGAAGAACAACAACAAGACCACAGAACUUUCCCUCCAUUUCCUACACACACAUGCCAGCAGAAUCUUCCUCAUUCCGAAAACGGGUUGCUGCUUCGUUAACAACAUUAGUUGAAGGAGGCUAGGAAGAAGGGGAAAAAAUGCUGGAAGGGAAGGCCAUCGUGAAGGACACAGACAUGCCAGAGAGCAUGCAGAUCAAAGCCAUGGCUUCUGCUUCAGAAGCGCUCGACACAUUCGACGUGCUCGACUGCAGAUCCCUGGCUGCCCACAUCAAGAAGGAAUUUGACAGAGCUUAUGGAGGAGGAUGGCAGUGUGUGGUGGGUUCGAGUUUCGGUUGUUUCUUCACUCACAAGCAAGGGACUUUCAUCUACUUUGCUUUGGGAUCCCUCAACUUCCUUCUCUUCAAGGCUACCUCUCCCACUUGAAUUGACCAUUAUCACUAUUCAGUAGUUCAUCACAUGUAAUUUUGCAGCUGUGAGUUAGAAUGCAUGCAGAGCAAGAUCUGUUGGAGUAGUUAUAGAUUUCCCUUGAUAAGUUUUUUUCAAGUUAGCUUGUGUGUAUCAAUUUGA